GAGGGUACCAGCUCUGCAGCCCCCGCUUCUGUAAGCCUGCAGCCACUUCCCCAAGUGGGACAGGCCCCUCUGAUCAGCAAAAGGGGCCUCUCCCCAGCCAUCAGCUCUGACUUGGUCUCAGUUGAUGGUCACCAACGAAGACGUCGCCUGUGUCACUAGCCAUGAUGGAAGACAUGGGGGAUACAACUGUCCAGACGCAGAAUCCUAGGAAGGUUGAGUGGAAUCCCCGCUGUGUAAUUUUCACCUACUUCCAAGGGGACAUCGGCACAGUGGUGGACGAGCAUUUCUCGAGAGCGUUGGGCAAAGUCAAGAUCCCCCAGAACCAGAGUACCCCGAGUGAAACUGUGAUCCUGCAAAAUGAUAGUAACAUGUCUGCAAAUGAGUGGUGUUUCUCUCCUCAGUGGACAAAUCCACAGCCAGAAACAACAUCUUUGGCAAAUGGUGCCACCAACUACAACUUGGAUGGGUUUAAUCCCAUGGCUCCAGUGCAGUACCCACUGCCUCCGACUGGGGACCUGUCCACUCAGCCCAACCAACUGUGGCAGUUCUCUCCUUUCAACAGUUUCAGUUCCCCAGAGCCUGAUUACCUUCCUGCCUUCUCUGCUGGGCCCCCAGUUCUAGAGCCCCAACCAGAGGAGAAAUAUGAACCCUUUCUAAAUCUCCUCCAACAAGACAGAUACGUCAACUUUCCUCAGGAAUCUGCCUCGUGGGAGAAUUACAACUCUGCCCAGGUAGCCGGAAGUACAGGAUUGCUGGUCAACCUGCCUCCCAGCUCAGAUCACUAUAAGAAAAUAUAUUUCUCCCCGGACCGUGGACCUGCCAGUACCAGCCUUGUAUAUGAAAAAAGCUACUUGCCAGAGACCAGUCAAGAUCUGUUCUAUUGAACUUACCAUUUGAAGACGAGAUAACCCUGUUGGCAGACGGGCUCUUAAUUCUCUACUGUGAACCCAGCACCUCUGGAGACCUCCUCAGUCACUGAUCUUUUCUGUUCCUGCCACGAAAGAACCACUGAGCCAGGAGCCAGUGUCUCUUUUCCCUCUUCUUUGGUACCUGUUCCCUCUUGCAGAAGUUUUCGAGCUCACCCCCCCCCCCCACCACCACAGUAUAUGGAAAUGUCUAAAACUGCUGCUCAGGGCUGGAGACCAUGCGGGCCCCUCACCCACUUGUUCAUGACUUCCUACUUAGAAGUCACAGCACCCCUCCCCCUGCUCCCACCUCCGCUGGCUAGGUCCUCCAAGCCCAGACCAGCCACGUGGUUGCCUGUUCCACUCUUUCAGCUGAUUGCGCACCCUGUCGGUCACACAUGCUACAAUGCACCAGGAUACAGGUUCAAGCCGGAGUCCCCCCCUGCAGGGGAGGUGUGGCUUUAUAAGCACCAUGACAAUGUAUCUGCCCUUUCCAAUGUCUCUUUAUCCAAUAAAUACAAAUAAUUGAUAAAACAAAACAAACAAAGAAAAAAACAGGAAGAGUCUAGAGAUCCUUGGCUUUAAUCAGACUGCUGCUACAGAGAGAAAACUGGAAAGGUGGGUGGGUGAAGCUGAUAGAGAAAGGGCUGAAGAGUGUUCCCUGGGUCCUCAAAAAGACGGAGAAGGAAGAACGUUCUCAAGUUGGCUCUGGUGAAUGAUGUCAUUUCAUAUCGGAAACAAGAUCUUAGAAUUGGAUCUAAAAUAAGUGAUCCCUCUGCCCAUGCCAAGUAGGCUAGCUUUCUUCUCCCAUGUCAGUUCCUAUUCAUCUUUGCUCCGAGAACCAAGGGCUCUGCCAUCUGCCAUCCCACUGGGUUCCCUUGGUCCUUGGGGGACCACCCAACAACCUUCCACUUGUCCUCCACAAAUAACAUCUGUAACAUC
This is a messenger RNA of Erinaceus europaeus (western European hedgehog), 1847 nucleotides long. It is a transcript of the gene VGLL1, whose product is annotated as vestigial like family member 1. The transcript has 5 exons. Gene Ontology annotation, biological process: regulation of transcription by RNA polymerase II. Lineage: Eukaryota; Metazoa; Chordata; Mammalia; Eulipotyphla; Erinaceidae. The record is from RefSeq and is a predicted model, not a curated record. Gene Ontology annotation, cellular component: nucleus. The coding region runs from base 162 to 884 and encodes 240 amino acids.